AUGCACCUAUUUUUCACUGUUUUGUUUGCUGUUUUCUUUGCUUUUCCAAGUGAAGCUGUUGACCUGACAUGUCCAAGCUCACCCGUAACCGGUGAUGGAAAAUUUCCAUCAGGAGGUUUGGCUAAAUUUCCAGCUGGCUAUUCUUGUUCGGUUGACUUUCAAAUCCCGAAAGGAAGAGUAGUGAAGUUCGUUACUCAAGCUGAUGCAAAUGCCGACGGAGACCAACUUUCAAUUCGAGAUGCAGUGUCCACCGUUUACGGAAUGGGAGCACCUCAAUCCCUUAUGUACGCUGCUGCUGACAAGGCCAACCUACUGAUUAGUACCAAAACAAAUAAUGCUAGUUUCUUUGUUACAUGGCAGUACAUCGAUGUAACUGGUUAUACUAAAAUUCAGAAGCCAACUGGCACUAUACUACCCUUGAAUUUCACCAAAGAAAGCUUUUAUGAAUUCACAUCUAGCAAAAAUCGAGUGGCUUUUCAUACUGCAACUCUUGACAGAAUAUUCGAUAUGUCUCUAUCUAGAGUUUAUGUCUAUGAUGGAGAAGAUUUGAGCUCGAACUUUUUGGGAACACUUCUUCAUUUUGUGAACACCAAAAAUAUGUCAGCAUCGACUGGAAAAUCUUUGACUCUUGUCAAUUUUUAUGGAAUUCCGACACUAUCUCAUGCAAUCGCCAAUGAUUAUUCCGCGGUUUCUCACUAUGAUAGAUACUCAUUUUUUGUUUUGUCUUCAUCUUCUGCCGAGUUUUUGGGAGGCGUGGUAGUCCCAAAUAUGCUGGAGUCUGCUAUUACUAUGUAUUGCAUUGAUUGCCAAGAACUGUAUAUAACCGAUUUGAUCCUUAGUGAUCAAAGAAACGGAGUACAAACUGUUCACUUUAAGCCACUAUCUCCAACGCAUGUGGAUAAUAAUUUAUUGGUUUACAAAUUAGGAGAUCCACUAUCUCAAAGCUUCCCCCAACAAAUUCUCACAAACACUUUUACAAUGAUCAUGUACCAAUGUGAUCUUCACUAUUCCAUUGCAACUGGUCCACUUUAUACUUGGUCAUUGGGAUAUUCAGGAAGAAAUGGAUACAUUAUCUCCCCUUCUGCAUGGAAUCCAACUACAGCACUGACAGCCCCAUUUUCUACGAAUAUUUCUACAACUGACACAGUGAAGUUUGUGUUCAAUUUACAAUCAGUGGUUGUUGAUAAGCCAGGUGACAAGAUAAGAAUAGAAGUUGGAUCUUCUGGUGUGAAACCAGUAUUUGUGGAAUUCAAUACAACCGCUAUGAAUACGGGAACAAAAGCAGCAUACGGUACUUAUAUGACUACUUCAUUCACCGGAACAACUGUUGGAGCAUCGUUCAUUAUGAACUUCAAUGUGGAGGACAUUGCAUCUACAACAGUUAUUGUGGAGACAACCACAAAAUCUUCUAAUACUUGGUACACUUUAUCUGUAUUCAUUCUUGUGGCUGUUUUUGAAUUUGUAUAA
Messenger RNA from Caenorhabditis briggsae, 1467 nucleotides. The transcript is spliced from 6 exons. NCBI's taxonomy places the organism in Eukaryota, Metazoa, Nematoda, Chromadorea, Rhabditida, Rhabditidae. The record is from RefSeq and is a predicted model, not a curated record. Bases 1 to 1467 code for a protein of 488 amino acids.